AUGUCGGCUGCAAUCAAUGGUAUGACCGGUUCUUACAAUUCAAAUUCACGUUUACAAAUGCGUACAGUUGAAUCUUCAUUACCAUUCAUUCAACAAGCUAUUGAUGUUCUUGAUCUUUUUUGUCUUUCAUCGAUGCAAUCACUCAUUAUUGCUGAUUUUGGUUCAUCACAUGGUUUAAAUUCUAUGUAUGCUGUGAAAGCUAUUAUUACAUAUAUAAAAACAUCUAGAAAUGAACAAAGAUCAUUUCUCAUAAUUCAUAAUGAUUUACCAACAAAUAACUGGACAAUACUUUUUGAUCUAGUCAAUAAUGAUGGCAGUUAUUUUGGUUUAGCCAAUGGUCGAUCAUUCUAUGAACAAUGUUUACCAUCAAAUUCUCUAUCCAUCGGUUAUUCCCUCGACUGUAGGGAGGGUCAUAUGAAAAAAAAUAGUUUGU
This is a messenger RNA of Rotaria sordida, 433 nucleotides long. NCBI's taxonomy places the organism in Eukaryota, Metazoa, Rotifera, Eurotatoria, Philodinida, Philodinidae. The record is from the annotation of a GenBank genome assembly.